AAAGCGAGUCAGCAUCGCGUCGAUCGUCUGCGAAUUUUUCAAUAAAAACGACUUGUGUUUGCCCAGUUUGCACAACAGACGACCAGCGCCGAGUCAAGUGAAUGCUGGCGAGUCCGAAUCGAGUGCAUUUCCGCUGCGUGUGAGUGAAAAGCAUUGGAAAAUUGUUGUGCGGGGAAAGUGAACGCGAACGACGGAAUUGCGACCCAUUGCAGGCGGCGACAGUGACGGCGGCUUUGUCGCAGACCCAGGGCCCGGACGGGAGCAAUCGAGUGUUUCGCCGGAAUCCGAGUGUGACGCAGUGAGUGGCUGAUUGGAAAGUGAUGCCCGCCGCCCCGGAGAUGGGCGCAGUGAAUAUACGUUUGGGCGGACGGUGAAAAGCGUCCGAAACCCGAGCCGGAGCCAGCGGCGGCCAACUACGCCGCCUCUUGUCAUAACCUGAAAGCCUGGGCGCCCUGUUCGCGUCCGGUUGACAUUUUAAAUGGCUGUCACGGUGACAGCUCAGUGAGAAGUUCCGCGGUGACGUCUCCAGUGCGAUUGUGGAUUUUACGGCCCUGGCUUCGCCGAGGGUUCAUCGAGCUGGAGAGUUUUUUAAAAUGCGCGCGCCCUGUCACAAAAAAUUGAAAGAUUUUUUAUUUUUGUGGGAACACACGCAACAAAGAUUUUGUACUAGAGCGUAUUGACGUCGCCCGUCCUGUUCUGGCGUUUGACAUUGGGCGUCCGAAGUGUCAGCAUCUGGUUUGCUCGCACGCCAACACAAACACACUCACGCGGGCCGUGUGUAUAUGCGCAAAAGUGUCCGAAAAGCCGCGCCGCCAACGACGACAGCAACGACGGCCGAACGAACGUCUACGAAAUCCGGGAACCAUCUUUUUGUGUAUUUUCUCUUCGUGCAACUUCAGAAAUUCCGGAAUUUUUCUAAUCUGAAAAUUUGUGUGAGCGCGUCGUGAAAUUCGGCGUGAAUUGAAUGUGACGUGAAAGCAGCAAGUGUGAAUUUUGUGUUUCGUGUGCAUACAGGGAGGCCGGAGCGCGUCGAGAGUGCGAAAAACGCGAUUUUGGGAACGCCAUUUCGUUGUGCUGAACGACGGCCAAGACGACUGCGACGGGGACCCUGGGACCAGAGUAGCCUCUCGCCAUUCUCGUUUCGUCCGUGUGAAAUUGUGCCCUUCGCCAGGCAUUUCGGGGUGUUGGCAGUGAUCCGUGGUGCUCCCAGGUUUCCCGGCGAUAUUGUGCACACGCCGAGUGUUGGGAUAUUGAUUCCUGGACGUCAGAGCGACGCGAAAAGGUCGGGCUCCGCGGUUACGUUUUGUAUGAAAAUGCGGCCCGAAACGAGGCAUUUGUGAAUGUAGCGCUUCGCUGGCACCGCACGCUGUGAUAUUGUUCAUGAAUUUAGGAAGAGCCAGUGGGAAUCAGCCUCGAAUUUGAAGAGUUGACGGUUCGCUGGUGGGGAAAGUAUCAGCGCGCUGGAGACCCCUUGGAACGCCAUGGAGGCGCAGUUUUGUGAUGUUACAUAGAAGUGAUCCCGAAGUCAGUGUUUGCGCGAAGCCCGCGAGCCGCGGGGCUUGUCAGUGAAGCCUAGCGACAUCAUGGACAAGUCUACUGAACCCUCUGCCUUCCCAUUGAGUCGGUGCAUACGUUUCCGUGUCGUGUCCAGGCCUGGUGGUCUCUUGUCUUAGUGCGCUCCCAGCGGGAUCAACUUGAGGCCAGCCCGCUUCCAUGUCUGCCGUGUCGCGACCGUACUACUCGGUUUCUUGCUCAUCCUGUCGCGACCCUCUGUGAAAGACUGUGAAAACCACGUUCUCUUCAGACCCGCAUGCAAAAAAUAAUGGCCCAGCAGCAAACCGAAAGCCUAAACGAUGUCAAGUCCAACGAAGAACUAGCCAAGAGCCAGCAACAGCAGCAAUCCCUGCAGAAUGGAACUGAACCCGCGUCGAACGCUGCAAAUCCACCGUCAAGAAGCAACAGUUCAGGACCGUCGUCGCACCACCAGCCGCCCCAUCAUCAGCAGCAGCACCAACAGCAUCUUCAGCACCCGCAGCAGCAUCCCCACCAUCCGGGACAUCAUCACCUCAUGCAGCAGCCACCGCAACAGCAUCUUCAGCCCCACCAUAUGCCGCCGCAUCCUAUGGCAGGGCGGCCGCCACCUAUGAACGAUAAGAACUCCACCAAGUCACCGCCAAACCAAGGUGGUCCGCCACAGCAGGGUCCGGGCAUGAUGCCCUCGGGUGCGGGUGGCCCGCCACCACCACAGUCCACUGGCCAACAACAGCCACCGAAUAACGGUGACCCUCAGCAGCAGCAGCAAUCUCAUCCAUACGAUCCUCCGCCACCGCCACACGUGAUGCAACAUUACCCGCCUCCACAUCCCUCAAUGACACAGCAGCAAGGCGGCGGACCUCCAGGCAGCGGAGGACCGGAGAAUCCAAAUAAAGAUGACCCGUACGGACCACCGCCACCACAUCCCUACGGGAGGUAUCAUCACCCACACGACCCUAACGUCGGCCCAGAUCCGUACGGCCGUUACGGUCAUCCGGGGAUGCAGCCAGGCGGCAAACCAGGCAUUAUGCCCCCAAAUCGACCGCCACAACGAUAUAUCCCCGGCCAGCCCCCACAAGGGCCUACGCCAACGUUGAAUUCGCUGCUGCAGUCGCAUCCACCGCCACCACAUGGACCUCAACAUCGGUAUCCGAACAGUUAUGGGGAUCCACAGCAGCAACCUCAGCAGCCGGGACAGCAGCAGCAACAACCGCCAGGACCUCAGCAGCAGCAGCAGCAACCCGGCCAGCAACCUCCGCCACCGCCACAAUCGUACGGACCACAACAGGGCUGGGCGCCCCCGCCGCGUCCUUACAGUCCGCAAUUGGGACCGUCGCAACAGUACAGGACCCCGCCACCGUUGACUUCAUCAUCGACAGUUUCGUCGUUAGCGUUGAAUUUGAUCGCGAACACAUCGCGAGGUCAGUCACCUUAUCCGCCAUCUGGUCAAAGUCCUGGUUCAUAUCCACCAUCACCACAACAGGGUGGACCUCCACCACCCAGUGGCCAAGGACCACCUGUAAGCUCACAAUAUUCGCCCUACCCUCAGCGAUAUCCAACACCGCCAGGUCCUGGAGGUGGACCAAAUCAUAGAUCACCGUAUCCUCCGCAUCAGUAUCCGGAACCGAAUCGGCCGUGGCCUGGUGCACCUAGCGGACCAUCACCAGCAGCCAGUCCUGGACCGGCGAUACAAACGGCGGGUGGUCAUCCUCAUCCACCCGCCUCACCACAUCAACAGCAACAACAGCAUGGCGGCCCGACAACGAGUAGUAGCAAUAGUCCAGGUCAUGCACCGAGUCCGUCCCCUCAACCGCCACAACCCUCACCGUCACCGCAUCAGUAUCCAAACAGGCCCAGCCAGGCAUCAACGCCAAAUACAAACACCGACAUCGAAUCAGGGGAAUUAAUUGGACAAAAUAGUAAUGAUAGCUCUUCGUGUGGUGGAAUUGGUGGUGGUUUGGGCUCAGGCCCACCUGGGACACCUAAUUCUCAACAGGCGAUGAGACCGACACCAUCACCUACUGGUUCAUCGGGUUCAAGGUCUAUGUCACCGGCUGUUGGUCAGCCGAAUCUUCCGAUGCCGCCUCGUCCAUCGUCUAGUAGUCAAGCGCAAGCAGGAGUCAAUCAAUUACCACCAACAAGCGGUGGUAUUCUUAGUAAUAACAGUAAUUUAGUUAAUGCACAGCAGCCACACCAUCAUCAACAGCAACAACAACCGCCACAUCCACAUCAUCAUCAGCAACAGCCGCCACAUCAACAACAGCAGCUACAUCCGCAACAUCCUCAGCAUCAUCCAUCGCAACAACACCUGCCGCCAACACAUUUGCAUCAGCAACAUCAGCAGCAUCAACAGCAGCAAUCGCAGCAACAGCCACCGCCUCAACAACAGCCCCUGGACCCGUCAUCGAUAGCGGGAUCUAGAUCGCAAACGAGUACAGGGUCAAAUAGUGGUGGUGGUCCACCAGGUGGAGGAGGUGCACCUCCAGGUUCACAGCAACCUCCACAAGCAGGUACAAUUCCGCCACAUCAGCAACAACAGUCGCAACAGCAACAGCCACCGGGUAGCCAACAAGCAGCUGGCGGACAACCGGGCAGUAAUAUGGCGGCCCAAGGUAGCUAUCAGACACCGCCGCCACAAAUCUCUCAUAUGCAUGCGUACAAAAUGGGACCAAGUCCCGGGCAAGGCCCUGGACCCGGUCCACAAAGCAUGUCUCCAUAUCCUCCACCUCAGUCACAACAGUAUUCACAAGGGAGUUAUCCGCCACGCCCGCCAUAUCCAAGUAAUUAUGGUCCAACACCACCGGCAGGUCAACCGCCUCCUACGAGUAACAUGCCGCCUGGACCAGGACAAUACCCCAAUCGACCCCUACCCAAUCACGUAGGUGGUCCACAUUCACAAUUCCCUCCAUACCAGACGGGUUGGACACCUCCAUCACCUCAAGGACCUGGCAUGAUGUCAAAUCAUGUUCAGGGCAAAGGAACACCUCCUCCAUCGCAAGCCAAUGUUGCAGGAUCUCCACGCCAAUUGAAUUACUUAAAACAACAUCUUCAGCAUAAAGGUGGCUAUGCGGGACAGCAGAGUCCUACUCCGCCACAAGGUUAUGGAAAUGGACCUGCCAUGCAUCCACCGAUGGGUCCGCCUCAUCAUAUGGGACCGCCUCUGGGGCCAACCAGUAUGGGUCCCCCAACGUCGGCACCACAAAGUACACCACCUCCAUCUGUGACACCGACCGGUGCGAAUAGCCAUCCCGAUGGGAGUUCCACCCCAGAUCCGAGUAUGUCACAGGACAAUGGAGUCAGUUCAUCGGGAUCUUCAACGACUAGUUCGCAUCCAGUGACCUCAGUCGUGACUACGGGACCUGAUGGCACACCUUUGGAUGAGGCUAGUCAACAAAGUACCCUAUCCAACGCUUCUGCAGCUUCUGGUGAGGAUCCACAAUGUGUCACACCAAAAUCUCGUAAAAAUGAAACCGCCUAUAGUCAAAGUCAUUUGGCACCGCCUACUGCUUCACCUGGUGCUCAUCCGCAUAAUGAGGAUUUCGAAAUGAAUUCACCAUCAUCCUGGCCACGGACAGCCGCUAGUCCUGUAUUUAACAGUCAUGUUCCUGCUGAGACGUAUAGGAGCACGUCUAAGGUAACGAAAAAGAAGUCGGAUAGUUUAUGUAAAUUAUACGAUAUGGAUGACAACCCGGAUCGGCGAACAUGGUUAGAUAAAUUGCUUAGCUUUAUGGAGGAGCGAAGAACGCCAAUCACAGCGUGUCCAACGAUAUCGAAACAACCACUAGAUUUAUAUAGGUUAUAUUUGUUGGUUAAAGAACGUGGAGGAUUCGUCGAGGUAUGCAAGGUUACCAAAAGUAAAACAUGGAAAGAUAUUGCGGGCUUAUUAGGAAUAGGUGCAAGUAGUAGUGCAGCGUAUACGUUAAGAAAACACUAUACAAAAAAUCUACUUGCGUUCGAAUGUCAUUUCGAUCGUGGUGAUAUUGAUCCAUUACCAAUUAUUCAACAAGUUGAGGCGGGUUCUAAGAAGAAACAAGCGAAAGCAGCUUCAGUUCCAUCGCCAGUGGGUUCUUCAAAUUCACAAGACUCGUUUCCAACACCUGGUGCAACCGGUACAUCAAUGGAUGGUUAUCCGGGCUACCCAAGUAACUAUCCACCCGGAACACAACCAGAUUAUAAUACUCCUCCACAAAUGCAACGGCCUCCGUCACAAAAUAACGCACAGGCACCGCAUACAGGUAAUACGCAACAAACAGCCGGGGACAAUAUUAGUGUGAGCAAUCCAUUUGAUGAUCCGGUUGGCACAUCGCGUGGUGCUCCCUACCCACAAGGCACCACUUAUCCUCCGGUGUCCCGACCACAAGGUGCUCCAUACCAAGGACAGCCAGGUGGUUACAAUCAGUAUGGUGCAAAUGAACAAUAUGGACCAGCAGCACCGCCUGGACAGUAUCCACCAACGCAGGGACAAUUCCCGCCACCAAACAGGACAAUGUAUCCGUCAUAUGAAGGGGAUUCAAAUACACCUCCCACAUCAAAUACCUAUCCACCGUAUGGUCCUCAACCGCCGCGACCAUACAAUCAACCACCUGCCGGGGCAGCGCAACCACCAGUGCCACCUACAUCGGGGACACAAAAUCCUCCAGGAGCACCUGGCUCGUAUCCACCAGUUCCACCACAGCAAGAGUACUAUCGGCAGCCGGAACAGAUGUCGAAAAAUUCUACGUCAAAUUCUGUUAAUAUGAGUUCACAACUAGCUCGACAGCUUGUAGCCCCAAUGUCUCCUGCUAAAACGUCCUAUCAUCACAACAAUGCACAGCCUCGUCGACAUCCUGACUUUGCAAAAGAUACACAGCCAUACCCGCCAUAUGGACAGCGGCCACAGAUGUACGGUGGAUGGCCCAACAACACCGGUCAAUAUCGCGGUCAAUAUCCACCGCAACCAGGUCCGCAACAAUGGAACAGUGGUCAACGGCCGCCCGUUCCACCUGCCCCCGGUCAACCAUCGCCUGUACAAUGGGCCGAACAGCAUCGUUACCCGCCACAAAAUCAACAACAAUAUCCGCCGGCUGCGGCCAGUCAACAACCGCCGCAAUGGGGUAAUAUGAGCAGUCCGGCCACACCUACUAGUCAGACGUCACCUCUACGGCCGCCACAGCGCAGCAGUGGAAAACCAUUUAUGCCUCCGCCACAGCCAGCUAGUGUGAAACCAACUCAACCCCAACCAGCCGCACCUCAACCCGGAUUUCAGGCACCUGCGCAACAACAGAAGCGUGAAAUUGUCUUUCCACCCGAUAGUGUGGAAGCGACUACGCCAGUUUUAUAUAGAAGAAAGCGUUUGGGAAAAGCAGAAGUUUGUCCUGUUGAUCCUUGGAGGAUAUUCAUGUCAUUGAAGUCAGGACUACUGGCUGAAAGCACUUGGGCGUUGGAUAUUCUGAAUAUCUUGCUAUUCGAUGACUCAGCAGUUCACUAUUUCGGUCUCGCCCAUCUGCCCGGCUUACUCAAUUUGCUAAUGGACCAUUUCCAGAAGAAUUUAUCAGACAUGUUCGAUCCAGAUGCCGAAGAUAAACAUGGAUACGGAUGGAAUUGUUUGACCAGGCAAGAUGAAGAAACGCCCGCAGUUGACUUUGGGCAGAUAACUGAACCACCAAGUCCUGACGAGAGAGUGCUAAUACUUACUUCGAGUCCAAACUAUACAAUGGUAUCACGGAAAGGAGUUCCUGUACGAAUACAAAACGCCGAAGAAGAUAUCUUCGUAUCUGACCUGCCUAGAAAAUGGGAUCACGAUUCAAAUAAGAAUUACCAGCUAAGUACAGCGAUCGGAAGCAAUCCCUGGACUUAUGGACAUGUAGAGCCUCAUCCGCAUGACACCAUCAUGGACGUAUUCCGAGCGGAAACAGUAAACAUUCCAUUUUCGCGAUACAUUAAAAGUGAUAAAAAAGACAAACACGAUGAGGAUCUGUUCGAUGAGGGUCCUCAUGGCCAAGAUGAAAAUGAACAGGACAAUUGUAAUGUAAAGCGAGAAAAGGGAGGAUACACAUUUGCCUAUGAAAGGAAGCGGAAAUUGGCUGCGAAAAAUGGCCUAACAGAAUCGUCGAAAAGAGCCAAACUGAAAGAAUGGGGCGCUGCAAAUGCUGGCAAAAAUGCAGGCUUAGAUAUUAAGGCUGAGAUUAAAACGGAGGUAGAUGAAGCAAUUGUGAUCAAAAAAGAACAUAUUGACAGCGAUUGCCGCGAAGUCGAUAUGGAAAUUGAACCUAGGGUACCGAAUGGCCCGCAACAGCUCGAAUCAAGUCCAGAUGAUGCCACCAGCCAAGACGAAAAGUCGAAGACUGACAGUAAGUCACCGGAUGAUGUCGGAUUGUCUAGCAUUAGACGUGAACGGUGUGAUAACGCUGAUAGUCGGAAGGAGGAGAAAUUCGACCCUAAGAAAACUGUCCGCGAUCCUGCAGCUAUAUUGAAGCGUCGUCGAAUGAGCGACUUUGAGGACGAGUGCUACACACGUGAUGAGUCGAGCCUGUACUUGGUGAACGAGUCGUGUGAUACAUUAGCUCGACGUUGUAUAUGUAUAUCAAAUAUCUUCAGAAAUCUUACAUUCGUUCCUGGAAAUGAGAGUGUUUUGGCGAAAUCUGCAACAUUUUUGGCAAUUCUGGGCAAAUUGCUGUUGCUUCAUCACGAGCACUUGGCCCGGACGCAGAAAACUAGGAAUUAUGACAGAGAGGAGGAUACAGAUUUCUCUGAUUCUUGUAGUUCGCUGCAAGGAGAGAACGAGUGGUGGUGGGACUACCUGAUUCAGAUCCGAGAGAAUAUGCUGGUGGCAAUAGCGAACAUUGCUGGUCAUUUGGAGCUAUCGAAGUAUGAUGAGGUGAUAACCAGGCCUGUUUUGGAUGGUCUUCUGCACUGGGCUGUGUGUCCUUCUGCUCAUGGUCAAGAUCCGUUCCCAUCAUGCGGUGUUAACUCUUCCCUUUCACCGCAACGACUUGCAUUGGAGGCAUUGUGUAAGCUUUGCGUGACGGAUGCAAAUGUGGACCUGGUGAUUGCUACGCCGCCUUUUUCGCGCUUGGAAAAAUUGUGUGGUGUCCUAACAAGGCAUUUGUGCCGGAAUGAAGAGCAGGUUCUGCGGGAGUUCUCCGUGAAUUUGCUGCAUUAUUUGGCUGCGGCGGAUACUGCGAUGUCGCGAACGGUUGCUCUGCAAAGCCCUUGUAUUUCGUAUCUUGUGGCGUUCAUUGAACAGGCGGAACAAACUGCAUUGGGUGUAGCUAAUCAACAUGGAAUUAAUCAUCUGCGUGAGAAUCCAGACUCGAUGGGAACUAGUUUGGAUAUGCUGAGGCGUGCUGCGGGUACUUUGCUUCAUUUGGCACGCCACCCGGAUAACCGACCGUUAUUCAUGCAACAAGAACAAAGGCUGUUAGGCUUAGUUAUGAGCCACAUACUUGAUCAACACGUCGCUUUGAUCAUCUCGAAGGUGCUGUUCCAGGUUUCUCGAGGCGGUGGACCAAUGACCUCGACUGAGUUCAAGUUCUCGUCUCAGUAUCGAAUUAGUUUCGGUGGUGAUUUGCAAGAGCGGCAACCGAGUCGGAAAAAGAAUGAGAGGGACGUUGGGAAGGAUAAUAGCGGCAACAGUAUCUUAAUGGGUUCAUCAGUGUCACCGGGGCUUACCUCGAGCGGGCUGAAUACGUCGGGACACGGCUCGGAGACUAAUAACAGUAGCAGCAGCAGUGGGACGAGCAAUAACAGCAUCAGCAACUUCGGCAGCAGCAUAAGCAACUACAGCGGUGGCGAUCAACAACAGGCUGUUUCGCAGCAGCAACAACAAACAAAUUUCAACAAUUGUAGCAAUAGUAAUAGCAGUAGUAAUUGUAGUAAUAGUAGCGGUUCUAGCAGUAGUAAUAGCACGACGGGCGUGGUCAGCAGUUUCAGCGGGAGUGGACUGGUCGCUGAGGGAAGUAAUAGCAGUGGCGGCGGGGGCAAUAGCACUUGUUUAAUGACGCCUACCGCUCCUUCCGGUAAUAAUAGCAUCAACAACAACACGACGGCGAUUAGUUCAAAUGCUAAUAAUAACAGUAAGAGUAAUAAUCUUAGUACAACAGUAGCAGCUGCCGGUUCAGCAACUGCAGCUGCUGCAGCGACAGCAGCAACAACAAAUAGUAACAGUAGUAGCAGUAGUAAUAGUAAUAAUAGUAAUUCAACAAAUGCCACAACUGCAGCCGUUGCGUAGUGGAAAAAAUGAUUACUUCUCAAGUUUUUAAAGAGAAUGCAGAGAAGCCAGAGACGAUGUAGGACGACGGGCAGGAUAAGAAAGCUAAAUGAAAACGGAUAGAGAAAAUACUGGAAAAAAAAGUUAAAAGAUAGAUAACAAAAAAAAAACAACAACACUCCCUUUCAACUGUGUACAUUUUAAAAUAUAACUACUAUUACGAUUAUAUAUAAUAAUGUUAUUCUUAAAGAAAAGCUAGUAAUUAUUGAUAGAGAGUAACUGACGGUAAAAUUAGAGAAAAAACAGAGCAAGAAAACCCUCCUCAAAGUCUCCAGGGGGCUGAAAAAAACCAUGCGAUAACGGUGAUUAUAUAAAUGUGUAAAAAUACAAAAAGUGCGCGUGUGAAAUAAUUAUUAAUUAAUAGUAAUUCCUUCUCUAUGUGUGUGUACACUUUUCUUCUCUGAGAUCGUUUCUCGAUCUUUGAUGUGAAUAAUUGAAUAUAUAAAAAGAUAUAGGAGCGGUAAUGGCGAUUGUCGGACAAGAAGCAUGUUUUACGCUGCUGUGCCGAUUGAAGAUAUCGUUGAGCAAGCAUCGCUACAAGAAAUCCGAUUCAAAAUACAAACGAUCCACAACUUAUAUACCAAAUUGAAUAUAUAUUGAAAUGAAAAAAAAAACGUCUUUAGGAUAUUCCUGUGAUUGAUUAUACGAACUCUUAAAUUUUUUAUAAAUAUUCGUGUAUAAUUAAUUCUACUAGAAUAUAAAUGGUGGCUUAAAAUUAGAAGAUUUCAAAGAAUUUUCAAAGGGGGUUGAGUGGAGAUGAGUUGUAUUCAAGCGGCAAGAAAAGGGACAAGUUGUGGUUAGUUGGGAGUUUGCAGGACGAAGGACUGAGAGGGAUUUACAAGUACUUUGAGUCCGGAGUAGAUGUUUUUUCUGGGGGGACAAGCUAGAAGCGCGGUUGAGUGUUACGAGUCGCUAGCAAGGCAUUACGUUCUGAUAUAAAUCGAUGUGAUUAGUUGAAAAAUGUUCCUUUCUUGCGUCCCCUGACUUUUGAAUCGUAUGUAGAGUAGCUCGACAUUUGCACCAUUGUGUAAAGAACAAAACAAUUAGAAUUUUGCAUAGAAACUCUUCUUAUAAAAGAAAGUUGUAAAAGAACUAUUUAACAUUUAUGGAAAUGUGAAAAGGGAGGAGAGAACCAUCAGCAGAUAAAUGGCGGUCCUGUGACGAUGGGGAAACUUUCACUGAAGCCAAGCGCAUACGCUAAGUAAGCUCCCUUCUGUAUUAUAAAUAGUCGUAGAUUUUUCAUUUAGGGAAAUUGAAUUUGAUGCGCUACACAAGAAUAAGGAUCCAAAGUGUGCGGGGAAUUGAAGUGGAUUGGCGGCUGCUUCUGCUCCCCCACAUGCAUUGCACAUACAAAAUGAAAAUGAGAGGAGAAUUACGCUCGGUGAAAUAUUGUCUCUAUACGUUAGUAACCAUAGUUUAAAUUUUUUUUAAGAAUGAUCCCCUAUGAAGAAGUUUUUAAGAUUGUUUUUCCAUCCCCUGUUUUACGAUUAGUUUCUCUUUUUUUUAUAUAAAUAAAAUAUGGAUGUAGCAUAAACUCUUAAUUCGGAUUAGUAAUAAAGUUAAUCAUAUGCUUUUCAUUUUGUAAUUAUUAAUUUAUUUAACGAGUAAAUUGAAGAAUAAUUCUUAAAGCUAAGGAAGUAAAAAGAUUUCAAAUUUAAUAUCAAAUCUAAUCAACAAUUUUGAAUGUAUUGUAAUAAACAUUGAAAAUACAAUUAAGAAGGAAAAUGUGGUUUAGCCCGUAGUUUGUAAAGAAAAGGAAAACGAUAACAUUUAACUAAAUAAAACAAACAAGCAAAAAAAACCCAAAAAAUAAAAAUGAUUCAACAAACUGAGAUCUGCUACGAAGCUAGGCAGGGAAGAAUGAGAUAAAUUAGGACAGAGGUUGAGAGUGGAUUUAACGAAGUCAUUUAAAGCAUGGAUGUUGUAAAAAUAGUUGUAGACUCUAGAUCGGACAUGGAGAGAACACAAAAGAAAUGAAAAAAUGACCCUUGUGAAAAGAAAAAAACUAAACAAAUCCAUUACAAAACAAAAUAUACGAUACUAGGUAGGUCCCUUUGUGUGGUGUGAGCUGCUCCUCUAUAAAGUAUGAAUACAAAAACCAAGAUAAAGUUGGUUCGAGAGAACGCCGCGAACGUGCACCCAAAACAAAAACAUACAAAAUGAAGUGGAAAUCUUGCUAAGAGAAGAGAUAAAAACACAUUGUUAAUAUAUAUACUAUUUUUACGAUAUAUAUAUAUAAAUAUUUAGAGUCUAGAGGGACACGACCCGAAGCAAGUUGCAAGUGAAAUAAUUUUCUUUUUUAUUUUUUUUCUCUAUUAUUAUAUUUACGAGGAAACAUUUUUUAUUUUCAAUGUAAAACUCUAAUGUUAUAUAUAUCCGUGUUUAUUUCUCGUUCGUUAAUGAUGCGCGCAGUAUGUAUUCGACAUGGACAUGCUAGAAGUGAGUAAGAAACUUACGCGACAUAGGGAAACACACAAAGAACCCACACCCCACAGUCUUAAUUGCAUAGAGAGCAGAUUUCUCUUUUUUUCUAUCUAACUAGAUUUUAACAUUAUUUGCUAUUAUACUAUUAACUCUACAUGUAGAUCGAGCGAUAGAUGAAUAGGUGAACCCAUACAUGAUGAUGAUGAUCGAGAGAAUGCAAGUAAAAGUAUAAAACAAACAAAAAAAAAAUAUUGUAGUUAUAUUUUAAAUAAAAAACUGAAAACAAAAACAAAAAGUUAAGUAAAGUAAAAAUAUUGAUGAUCUAAAUGAUGAUGAUUAAUUCUGCGAGAUCGAGCGAGGAGAGGGAUAAAUGUGCGAGAUGUAAUACGUCGAGAUAAUUUAAAAAAAAAUUAAAGAAGAAAAAACUUUAAGAAUGGAAAAUAAUGUAACUGUAAAAUUUAUUAAAAUAAUUCUAUUGCUUAAAGAUAAAAUGAUGGAAUGAUGAUUAUAUACAUAUAAAAAUACGACAUAUACAUAGUAAUUGAAUCAUAAAAA
Messenger RNA from Hermetia illucens (black soldier fly), 12760 nucleotides. RefSeq names its product trithorax group protein osa (gene osa). Gene Ontology annotation, cellular component: SWI/SNF complex; nBAF complex; brahma complex. Gene Ontology annotation, molecular function: DNA binding; nucleosome binding. The record is from RefSeq and is a predicted model, not a curated record. NCBI's taxonomy places the organism in Eukaryota, Metazoa, Arthropoda, Insecta, Diptera, Stratiomyidae. The transcript has 19 exons. The coding region runs from base 1811 to 9742 and encodes 2643 amino acids. Gene Ontology annotation, biological process: regulation of transcription by RNA polymerase II; positive regulation of DNA-templated transcription; chromatin remodeling.